Gongylonema pulchrum is the source of this 795-nucleotide messenger RNA. NCBI's taxonomy places the organism in Eukaryota, Metazoa, Nematoda, Chromadorea, Rhabditida, Gongylonematidae. The record is from the annotation of a GenBank genome assembly.
AUGGAUAUCAACGCAUUGGCUGGAAUUAUUGGUGGAAUAAGCAACAUGAUCCAAAAUAACGUUGAAACAAUCAAUGUGCCAUCUUCGCAAAUCAUGGGCCGCUGGUUUCAGAUGUAUAAGGCGGCGAUCAAUUUUGAUGUGUACAGAACGGAAAUGUUUUGUCCGGUGGCAUACUUUAAGCCGAACUCGGUAAUGGGUGAAGAUGGCUUUUCAAUCGAAGAGGCAUACCGGGUAGUUUCUAAAAAUGGUCCAAUCGAAACGUAUAAAAGGGACCUAAACAAAGUUGGCGCUGGCCAAUUCUGGAUGUAUACCGAAGAAUAUUUUUAUCCUCGACAGUUUUACAUAAUCAAAGUUGGCCCAAAUUAUACAAAUACGACAAAUGAAAUUACCGAAAAAGACAAAUCCUAUGAGUAUAUGGUUGUUACGGAUGCAAACAGAUUAUCGCUGAGUGUCUAUGCGCGCGAUCCAAUGAUUUUUUAUCAAAAAUAUAACAAAGAAACUGUGGAAUUUCUGGAGCAUGCUGGAUUUGGUGGCAAAGUAUUCUGGAAUUCUCCACGACCAAUUUACCAAGGAGCUGACUGCGAAUGGCCAUCAGAAAAAGAAGUAUUUGCACGACGAGUGUUGAAGAACCAGGAAUUAGCAGAAAGAGCACGACUGGAGGCAGCAGCUGGAUCGGGUUCCGAAAAACCUGCACUCACGGGCUCUUCCUCAUCAACGACGGAUACCCGUAGUGCAAUUGCAGAAAUGCUUCAGAAUCCGCAGCUGGCAUUACAGAAACUGGUGCAAGGGCACUGA